Molecule: messenger RNA, 675 nt
Organism: Copidosoma floridanum
Lineage: Eukaryota; Metazoa; Arthropoda; Insecta; Hymenoptera; Encyrtidae
Product: homeobox protein Hox-B3-like
Source: RefSeq, a predicted model, not a curated record
AUGGAGAUGCGAUAUUCAGAACAACUAAAUGACGUAGCUGAGGAGCACCAUCCGCAAGAUCAGAAACCGAAAGACGAAUGUGCAAAGAAAAAGAACAGGACGAUAUUCACAACGCCGCAGAUUAUCUCGCUCGAACGGAUAUUUGAGACAACUAAGUAUUUGAGCCGGUCCCAUCGAUUUCUCGUGGCGCAAAAAUUGAAGCUUACGGAACUUCAGGUGCAAAUAUGGUUCCAGAAUCGUAGGAUGAAGUUUAAGAAAGACAACAAAAGUAGCCCUGGUGGUAAAAACAGUACAUCGCUGCCAUCCACGGCAACGACAGGCCAGUUGAGCGCCGUCGGUGUCUCUGAAUUGCUCCAAGGCGAGCUGCCAUUACACGGUCCGCAAAAGCCGUUGCCUCCGUUUUAUCAUCAGCAAACGCUUGUUCCCCGUCAGCAGCAUCCAUACCUUCUGGCAACUCAACAGCAUGGAGUUUUGGAACGGAUGCCGCAUCCCACGAGCUCUGGAGCCCUGGCACCUUUGACUCGAGUCAGCGUUUUGUACGAGAAUUUAGCUGCUAAUGAUUACGCCAGAUUCCAAUUAAAUGUGCUUGAACGAGAGCAUCUGAUGCAUCUGCAACAGCUUUGGCAACAACUGUAUUCACCGGUACAGUUGAUGCAACAGCCCCAGCAGCAUUAG